AUGGACGACGGCGAGAUCGUGGGACAGAUCGGGGAGGGCGCGUUCGGACGCGUGAUGUACGCGCGGACGACGGCGGGUCGAGUGUACGCGAUUAAGACGUUCAAGACGCCGCCCGUGCGACGGGACGCGAAGACGGGGGCGAUCGCGAGGGAUCAAGUCGUGGGACUGCCGACGCCGACGUUUCGCGAGGUGACGACGCUGCGAGCGAUGAAGCACGAAAACAUCGUGCACUUGCACCGGGUGAUCGUGAAUAAGGAGGAACGGUCGCUGUCGUUGGCGAUAGAUUACGCGGAGUACGAUUUGGGGGUGAUAUUGACGUGGCAUCGAAGGCAUCGACGGUUGGUGUCGAGACGGAUGGUGAAGAGCGCGACGUGGCAGUUGUUGCACGGAUUGCAUUAUUUGCACUCGAAUUGGAUCAUGCACAGGGACAUAAAGCCGCAAAACGUGCUCGUGAUGGGCGAUGGGAGCGAGUGCGGGGUGGUGAAGAUUGCCGAUUUCGGUUUGGCGCGGUUCGUGGACCCGGGGACUUUGCUCAAGCCGUUGCACGAAAACGGACCAGUGGUGACUUUGUGGUAUCGCGCGCCCGAGCUGUUGCUCGGGGCGCGACAUUACACGCGUGCGGUCGACAUUUGGGCCGCUGGGUGCAUUUUCGCCGAACUCUGCACGCUCGUCGUGCCGUUCAAGGGCGUGCCGAAGGGUAAGGAGGACCCGAGAACGAUGUACCAAGAGGAGCAAAUCGAAGCCAUCGUGAGAUGCAAAGGCACGCCGAGCGAAGAGACGUGGCCUUUGCUCAGGGAACAUCCGUAUUACGAACGCGCGAAGAAGUUCUUUUAUCCGCCCGAGCACCCCGAGGGCGUUCCCGCGGACGAAAGCUCGCCGAUGCGGAGCGAUCCCGAACUCGCCGCCGUCUUCGACGAGCUCUGCGCGUACGACCCCGAGCGACGUCCGACGGCGUUCGAGGCGCUCACGGCCAUGGAUUACUUCGCCAAGACCGAACCGGAGCCGACGAGGAACAUAUUUGAUUACGAACUCGCCGCUGGCGAGCACAGAAUCGUGUAUCCACACCGUAAGAUCACGCACGAGGGCGACAAACCGCCCGACGACGAGGCGAAGCCCGCGAGACACGACGCCAAGCGCGCGAAGCGUCAGUAG
Molecule: messenger RNA, 1152 nt
Organism: Ostreococcus lucimarinus CCE9901
Lineage: Eukaryota; Viridiplantae; Chlorophyta; Mamiellophyceae; Mamiellales; Bathycoccaceae
Exons: 2
Coding region: 1-1152 (383 amino acids)
Biological process (GO): protein phosphorylation
Cellular component (GO): mediator complex; nucleus
Molecular function (GO): RNA polymerase II CTD heptapeptide repeat kinase activity; ATP binding; cyclin-dependent protein serine/threonine kinase activity
Source: RefSeq, a predicted model, not a curated record